UCAUUAACUCUCAAACAUUUCAAAUUUGAGAUGGCCAUCAUGCUAAGGAAGUCUCUGCUCUUUCCCCUUGUGUUUGCUUUGGCCCUAGCCCCACCCUCACAUGGAGUGAACACAUCUUCUUUAGCCCCCACAUCCAACGCAAUCCAGUACCACGGAGGUCCUCUCUUAACCACACCAAAGACCAUCAACAUCUACCUCAUAUGGUAUGGAGCCUCCUCUGGAAAGGACAGAGCCUCCAUAACCGAUUUCUUCGCUUCCUUAAGUCGUUCUAAUGGAGUAGCCCCCCACCAAGAACCCACUGCCGCAACAUGGUGGAAAUCUCUCCAGACAUAUACGGACAAGGCGGGGAACUCCAUUCCCUGUAUCGUUAGGCUUGUUAAACAAAUCGGCGAUAUAUAUUCUUUAGGCAAGAACAUUAAGCGCGCCCAAAUAGCCAACUAUGUCAAAAACAAGAUAGAGACCAGGGCAUUACCAUUAGACUCCAAUGGGAUAUACUUGGUUUUGACUGCUAGAGACGUGACAGUAGAGAGGUUUUGCAUGGGAUCAUGUGGUUUUCAUAGCAGCGUCACGGUGUCUACAAGGAGUAGGGUGGUGUAUGCACAUGUAGGAAACCCCUCGGUGCAGUGCCCUGGACUUUGUGCAUGGCCUUUUUCACUUCCAGCUUACGGUCCGCCAGGCCCGGCCCUUGUGGCACCCAAUGGCGUCGGAGCUGAUGGCGUGGUUAUUAACAUUGCAACAGUUCUUGCCGGAGCUGCCACUAACCCUUUCAACACUGGGUAUUUUCAAGGAGACCCCUUGGCUCCACUGGAGGCUGUUACUGCAUGUCCAGGGAUAUUUGGUGAGGGGGCUUAUCCAGGGUAUCCAGGAAACUUGAUGGUGGACAAAAUCAGCAAGGCAAGUUACAAUGUUUAUGGCGCUAAUGGCAGGAAAUUCCUCCUCCCGGCGAUAUGGGACCUGAAGAGCUUGAAGUGCAAGGUUACCUUUUAAGGGAA
Molecule: messenger RNA, 992 nt
Organism: Alnus glutinosa
Lineage: Eukaryota; Viridiplantae; Streptophyta; Magnoliopsida; Fagales; Betulaceae
Product: protein EXORDIUM-like 2
Exons: 1
Coding region: 31-987 (318 amino acids)
Source: RefSeq, a predicted model, not a curated record